Molecule: messenger RNA, 3993 nt
Organism: Ambispora gerdemannii
Lineage: Eukaryota; Fungi; Glomeromycota; Glomeromycetes; Archaeosporales; Ambisporaceae
Source: the annotation of a GenBank genome assembly
AUGUCUUCCGUUCUAAAGUUUCCACCACGCGACGCCACUGGACAGAAGGAAGAGCCAAAGUCUCUAGACAUAUUCAACCCUGAUCCUUCUCAAAAAUUGAGCACAGCAUUUAACUCUUCUGGAGGGGACAUAAAGUAUAAACGUCGUAAAAUCGACGUUUCUAUAGACUCGGGCGUUAGUGUACGGCCGGGAGGAGAAUUCGUUGUCCAGACACCAGACUUUUCAGUAAUAGACUGGAAUUCAAUAGAUUUCAUAAUAAUCUCUAAUUUUAGACAUAUGCUUGCUUUACCAUUUAUCACGGAAUACACGAAGUUUGAAGGAAGUAUAUAUGCCACGGAGCCGACUAUUGAGCUUGGAGGACAGCUUAUGAAAGAACUGGUACACUAUUUCGGAGAGAGUCCUCUUUCUGAUGCGACUAAACGACGCGCAUCUACUCAAUCAAAAAAGAAUACUGGAUCAAUAGAGAAUCACGCUCGUUCAUUAUAUUCAUUAGCUGACGUUCAAGCAUGUAUUAAAAAAAUACAGCCUGUGAGAUAUGGUGAAGAACUGAUGGUGUAUGAUUCGCUUAAAGUAACUGCUUUUAGCUCUGGCUAUUGUUUGGGAGGCGCGAACUGGACUAUAGAAUAUGCGUAUAAGAAGGCUUGUAUAUCAAUUAUAUCUUCCUCUUCUAUCGGAAAUAACAUUCACCCUGCUCCUUUUGAUAAUGCCGUCUUGGAAAAUGCCAACGUGAUGCUUUUAACCGACAUCCGCAAAGAAUUAAACGACUCUUAUGAUGAGAUUCUUAAUGAUAUCCAAUCAAGUGUUGCUAAUAGCUUACGGCAAGGUGGUAAUAUCUUAUUUCCGUGUACUUUAAACGGGAUUAUUUUCGACUUAUUGAAAAACCUAAGUAAUCGCUUGAAAGCCGCCCAGAACACGUUUUACAUUGCUUCUCCGGUGGCCGAGGAAUCACUUCAAUAUUCCAAUAUUCUAUCAGAAUGGAUGUGUGUUCAGAAUCAAGAAAAGGUUUAUGUACCUGAAGACCCAAUGGAACACAAGAAUUUAAUGGCUCAAGGGAGACUAAUUCAUGUCGCGCAUGUUGAUAGUUCGAUUAACGAAAGAUACAAGGAACCAUGCAUAGUUUUCGCUGGACAUCCUUCGUUGCGAAGUGGUCCCGUUAUUGAUUUUAUACAUAAAUGGCGAGAAGAUUCUAAGAAUAUCAUGAUCUUAACAGAUUCCGAAUUUGAUUGUAAUACAACAUUGUCUCUCUUUGAAGGAAUGAAAAUGAAGAUCAAAUAUUCACCGAUAGAUAUACGAAUGUCAAUCAAUCAACUUAGCGAGUUAAUGAAAGGAAAUAAUACACCACAAAUCAUAGUCUCGUCUAAUGCUGCUGGUACAAUAGAAAAAUAUUUUCCGUAUUCAAGGUUAAGUUUCUACGAAUACUUGGAUACUCUAAAGACACCCAUUAGGGCUCAGUAUGAAAGAACACAAUUAAAAGAAACGCUUGCAAAAAACAUUCGUCCAAUAAAAAUCGAAGAUGCUUUUCUUGCUCCUCUGCAAGGCAAUUUGUUAAUUCAAAAUAGUCGAUUCAUAUUAGAACAAGAAACUGAAGAUUCACCUACCUCGAGACUCCUUUUGGGUAAUGUGCAGCUUCACAAGAUGUUAACUCGUUUAUCCGAGGUUGGUAUCGACGAUGUUAGUAUAACGCGAGAUGAGAUAACCUCAGGAUAUAUUAUUACCUUGGAUUCCCCAGCAGCAACGAUUAAAUUGAAUAGUGGUAGAUCAACGAUCGAAACUUUUGAUAAUGACACCAGAAAAUAUUUGUCUGAACUAUUAAUCUCUAGUCUUGAUGUGCUUGCCGAAAAAGAUAUCGAGUCUGUGGUGGAAUUUUUUGAGAAUUUCCAAUCAUCAUCAUUUUUUACAGAUUCUCGAAUUACAACAACAUCAGCAACGAUCGAUACGCAGAAUCAACGGGAACGACGUGCAAUUCUAACGAAUAUCACGAAAAUCAAUGGCUUAAUAACAGGAUAUCGUGAUUGCUUUCUUGUUUCUUUAUCUGACAAUAAAGCAAUUGACAAUUCAUCAUUUGGUUCUGUUGAUGCUUCUCUUUUGAUGAAAUUGUACCAAUUGUUUUUUGAGAUAUUGGAGAAAAGACACAGCGAUUUGAUGAGGAUUCUUUUGCUUCAUGAUCAAUUUAUCGUAUUUGCCACUCGCAAACUUUUGUUGGAUUGGAUUUUUGUGGCUGAUUUACAUUACUAUUAUCAGACAAAAAAAGAUACCUUAUCAUCAAUAUUACCUUCGUUUACUCAAAUACUUUGGGCAUUUCUUGACGAGAUUAGUGUCGAUAUAGAAAAAAAUCACGAACCAAAUAAAAUAAAUGACAAAAACAAAAAUAGAUAUCACUUGGCAGUAAACGCGAUUCUCGAAAUCUACCACAAAGUUCUUAAAGAUUUUAGAAAACGAUUACGUAGUCAAUGUAACAAUAAGAAUGUAAAAAAUAAAGGUGAUGAAGAUGGGGGAGGCAUUGAUAGUGAAGAUAUUAGCAAAAAUAGUUCGCAUGUCGCGGCGAAACAAAUUCUUCAUACACAAGAUAUUUGGAAAUGGAUUAUAGAGUUCAUUAAAUAUUUGAAUAACGUAAUGGAGAGGAUGACCAUCACCAACACCACUGAUUCCGAAAACCAUCAAAAGAAACUACAAGAUGAUGAUGUUUAUACCAUUGUAAUUGUCCCUAGUCUCGUAUUACUUGUCGAUGUCCUAAAGAUAAAAGAUAUUUUGCUGCUAGUCAAAGAUGAUAAAGAAGACGAUGAUGAUGAAAUUACUAAUAAUGUUGAAAAGGAAUCUUUAAGCACUUUAUAUCGUCAAGUAUCAACGUUGUUACUAAACGAUAAACAACACAUAACGGCAAUAAGACGAGUACUCGAGAUUUUAUUGUUGAUUUCUAAAUCCACAGAUAAUGAUAUUUCAUCGAUAUCUACAGUACUGUUUUCCAAAUCCCAGUACACUCUUCAUCUAUUGACCAAUCUCACACCACCUAUUCUAGAGAAAAUAUUGUUCCCUUCUUAUGACGAAUACACCGAAUUCUUUUAUACGCCGCCACCGCCACAAUCGCCUUCAUUAUCACAGAUAUCACAAACUACAAUAAUUUACGAUCGUGAAUCUCUGAAACGCGUAUCUGUUAUAUACAUGUCAUCGGCUAUCAGACUGAUUGAUAUUUUCACAGAACAAAAACAAGAAGACAAGGACGAGGAUGAUGGAAAAACGUUUAAUAAAAUCCUUGUUGAUUUUGAGAGUAUUAUUAAUAACAUUGAGAUUCAUAAAAAUUAUAAUGUGUUGAAUGAAGUUAUUAACACUGUUAAAGUACUAUUAGAAAGUCCACAAUUACCAAACUUUAUUUCUCACUUGUUUGGCGAGAAUGAUGGUGACAUGAUCUCAUUUAUUUUGAGUAUGGUUCAAUUAUCUACACGAUUUCCAAAAUUUGAGCAACGAAUAGAAGAAUUGGCAAAAGAUAAAAAAGAAAAAAGUCUACAACUCUUCACCAAACUUUCCACUUUCAUAAAAACCCUCCUCAUAAAGUGCACCCCGCACGACCUCUUUCUCCGAUUCACAUACGAUCUCAGUUUCGAUCACUCUGUGCUAUUGGAUUUCUUGAUUUCCGAUGAAACAGAGUUUUUGGAAUUUUUUGUCAUUUAUUGCAAAUAUUUGGUGUGUGAUGUGGAAGGAUUCGUCAAAUGUUUUAAGAGAAUUGUGGAGCAAAUUGGAGAGGAGGAUGGUGAUGACGAAAAAGAAGAAAAGAAAGACAAUAUUAAUACGGAAUCAGAGAUGGAGACAGAAAUCGAGUUAUCAUCAUCUCAGCAAAAAUCAUUCAUCAAAUUCUUGACCAUGUUUAUGAACUUACGACAAGCAAUCGAAUCUCUAAUGUCUAAACAUCUGUUUCCAUAUAACGCUACUUCAUUGGUGAGGCGAAUUAAACAAGUGGAAGAGACUUUAGCGAAUUUAUUUGAAGACGAAAACAAUUAG